CAGGGCACCAACUUGCGCUUCGCCAGCACAGCAGCACGGCAAGGGAUGUGACGGUGACGAAUGUUCUGUUCACAGGGUGAAGAAUCUGAAGUCUGGGCAUGUCUUUGCUCUAGCAUUGCAGGAAGCUCCUCAGCAGUGCAUGGCAUUGAGCAGCGUGCUCGUGCAACAUGAAAGCUGAGCUGCUUUUGAUCAAUCACAAGCUCUGAGCAAUUCUUCAGGAUGCUUGGGGUCGCGGUUCAUUCUGGUCUUUGACAUGACGCUGUGACACGUAGCUCAAGUGCGAUGGCUGAUGUAGAGGCCCCAUUGUUUGAUCCCCGUGAGGCUGAUCAUCAUGAUUGGAAUGAAGUGGACGGAAGAUUGUCAGAGGGAGAGGAAGAUGCGGGAGAGGACGAGAUGGGGUCCAAGGAGGAGGCCGAGCUCAGUAGGAGUCUCUCACAGAAUGUUGCACUGGACCAGCGGAUUGCCCGGGUUCUUGGCAAUCUGGACAAGGUGGUCAAGGAUCCCACUAGAGGAGGGGUGAUGGCCGGUGAUUAUGGCACCUUCAUGCCGGUCCAAGUUCGCGGGAAGGCCGUUCCGCAGCGCUUUGUUCGGGACACUGGGAUUGACAUCCCCAGCUUGGGGCCUCCUCUGGACCCUGUGCCCCCGCGAGAGACCCCGCCGCUGGUGCCAUCUGCCCUUCGACCGAAGACGGCCGCAAAGAAGCUGGCGAUGCCAGCAUCUACGUUGUUGGUGAACGUCGAUCCCAGCUUGGCUCCCACCAAGUCAGACGGAGCCUCUAGAUCCUCCAAGCCGCGCAAGACCAAACCGAGCCAGAAUGGUGCCCCCCUAGGCAGCAAGCAGGUAGCAUCCCCGUACAAGCUGGGGAGUCUUGGGGCCUCUCCCCUUGGAAUUGACUACGUUUUAGCGAGCGCGGCCCCCGUCUCUCCGCUCCUGAAUUCGGGGCCCACGCCGUCAAGCACGGCCUCCACUCCUGAACGAAGCCCCGGAUCAAUCCUGCGGAUCAUGACGGCAUCCACUCUCCCAUAUGGGAGCUAUGUCUCUCCAAUCGGGGACCUUGUUUCGUGGAACCGUAUGGCCCGCUCUAGUCGGCUGGGCUCGGUGCAGGAGCACGAAGGGAUUGCGGCGGGUGCCAUGGACGCAUCUGACGAGGAGCGGGGGCACGACGGCGGAAGGGCUGGGGUCCACGCAAAGGAGGAAGCCAGGAAGGAACUCUGGGGGGCAGAGAGAAAGGAAAGUUUGGCCAAGAAGAGAGUCAAGGAAACAGAGCUGGGCACGAAACCGGACAGAGCGGCAGCACGUGCGGAUAAAGAGCCGGCCGCUGCGGCACCGGCCAGCGAGGAGACGUCUGUGUUGGACGGCUUCUUGCUUCCCCAGUCUGGAGUUGCUGAGCUUGAGAGCUUCCUCCCCAUAGAAAAGGAGCGGCUGCCGCGGGUGGGGAAGCGGCAGCUGAUGCAGCAGCUGAGCGUGGACCAGGAGCGGCUCAAGGCGUUCCUGGGGGAGGGGGCCGCAGCGGGGGACCUGCUCCAACGGAUCCCCCACGCCAACCUGAAGGAGAUUGAGCGGCUGAAGAAGGAGAUUGAGAGGACGGAGGCGAUGCUGAGGCGGAAGCUGGAGGAAGAUUCGGACUCGGACUCGUCGUCAAGUAGCGGGGGCGGAGAGAGUUGGGGCGCAAGGGAUAGGAGUUUGGGCCGGAAUGCGGAGGAGCAGGGGGGGGGGAAUAUGAGCGGGCCUGCUCGAGGGCAGAGUGCGGCAAAGUUCUCGGACCGGAAGGGAGGGCCGGGCACGGUCAAAAUUGAUGGAAGGGUUGAUGGGAAUGCAGAAGGGAGGGGACAGGAGACAAGCAGCAAGGGGAGGGAAGAGAGGAAGCGGCAGGGGGAGGUGCAGUCUCCGACGUCAAAGAAGGAGAAGCGGCUCCGGCUGAUGGAAGAACUGGAAGAAGUGAAGAGAAGGCAGGCGCAGGAGGACAGCAAGGGUCAAGCGAAGCCUGCGGGCGAAGCAGCAGGGAAGGAUGGGCGAACAGAGAAGAGGAAGAAGGACAGGGAUACGAGCAUCAGUAUGGAAGCAGGAAGCAAGGACCACUUAGGAGCUGGGGACAAGGGAUCGAAGCAGGGGCGGACCCCAGGGGCAGUGGACCAUCCAGAGAAGCUGGGAGUGCGAGAAGGGAAGGGCAGUGAAGAAGAGCAAAGUAAGAAGAAGAAGAAGAUGAAGAAAAAGCUUGCCGGGGUGGAAGUGACAACCACGAUCCCCCAUGAGAAGGUGACGGAGCGGGACGAGAGCCAGGAUGAGGAGGGGGAGCGGCAGCGGUCGCUGGCGAGGUCUAUGAAGAAGAAAAAGAUGAAGCAACGUGAGCUGCCGGAUGCAGUGGAUGAAAAGAGACCGAAGAGUGGCGCGGAGGACAAGAGCGGUAAAGGGCGGCUCGCAAAAGAGGCCAGCGGGACCGACGGUGCGCACAGGUCGCGGGCCGUGAUGGCGGCUGCCCGCGAGGCGCUGCCCGAAGCGGACCAGAAGCGGCUGCGUGCGGCGGCGGCCAAUGCUAAGCUGGUGCAGCAGGCACAGAUGAGCGGGGACGUGGUGGAGCUAGGCCCGCGGGUGGACCUUGGGGAAGACGAGUACGUGGGGUGCGACAAGUGCGACAAGUGGCGCUUCCUGCCCUACUGGCUGCACACCAAGCAGUUCACAAACAUCCGUUGGACCUGCGACGAUGUCGACUGGCUCGAUGCGGCCUAUGUGGGCUGCCAUGUUGAAGACAAAGUCUUCGAGUUUCAGACUAAGCUGAUCAACUACCCGCCGCUGGGAGGCUGGGAGAAAGUUGCUGAGGACAUCAAGAAGAGAGGCCUCAUCCCCAAGCUGCCGCCCGUAGUCGCGUCUCCCACAAAACCAAAACGCAGUGCGUUCACUCAACAAGGAGACGCGUCUGCUACGCUGAUGCGCACCCAGAGUGCUGAUAGGAAGAAGGAUGUCCGCGGGGGGCCACUGGAUGGGGUCGCUGGGAGCCCCCUGGGGCAAAGGAAACGGCUGCUGAAGGAGGGGGAGGCGCGCAGGCAGAAAGGGCAAGCAAAGGGUCGGGGCAGCGGGGAAUCGGAGAGCGGGGGUGAGGAGGGGGGGGCCGGCACCAAGGGGGCCAAGAAGAAGCUCAAGAAGAGGCGGGCCGUGCUCAGCGACGAGGAAGAGAGCGGAGAGGAGAAAGGAGGGAACGCAGGCAAGGAGCAAAACGUUAGAGCGACUGUAGAUGCUCCGCCAGGCAAGGGCAGGGAUGAGGAGAAGGCGGGCAGCGUGGUCGCAGCUGCAGUCGAAGAGGAAGACUGGGUCGUGGAGGACGAACCGGGACGGGAAGAGGAGGCGCUAGCGGGUGGGCCGGAAGAAGACAUGGGUGCGCAACAUGGUGCGAAGGCGCAGCCGAACGAGGCGGAGGAACGUGAGCGAGGGGGGCGGGAGGUGGUGCGACCGGGGGCCGGCGAGGAGAGGAGACGAGAAACAGAGGCGAAACGGAAGCUGGAUGAGGAGGACAGGGAGCAGCCGAGGGAGAAGAAGGCGAAGACAGAGGCAGGAACAAGGAACAAGGAGGUUACAGAAGGGGCGAAGGAAUAUAGGGAAAGGGACAGGGAAGGGGUUGAGAAGCAGCAGAAGCCGGAGGCGCAAAAGGAGCAGAGAGAGGGGUCAGAGGAGAGGGCUUUCAAGAAAAAGUUGAAGAAAGGCAAGAGGUUGGCAGAAACCAUGGACGGCAAAACAUUAAACGCUCCUACCCCGCCAGAGGUAAGCACGACAGCGGCAGGGGACAAGGUUAAGGUCAACGAUAGAGGAGAUGGAGACAGAAAGGGCGAGGCUGAGGGGCGGGAGACGAAGAGACGAAAAACAGAGGGGAAAGACGAAAAGCAGGGUGAAAGGGAAAAGGAGGGGGGUUACAGAAUCGAUCUUUCUGGGGGGCUCGGUGCCCCGGCGGAAGCUAAGGGGGAGGCUGAAUCAAAAGCUAAGGGGGAGGCUGAAUCAAAAGCUAAAGGGGAGGCUGAAAUCCAAGGAGGGACUGAUGUCACGGGGGAGACGGUACCGGAGGUCGUGCAGACUAAAGAGCGGGGCAGUGAAAGAGGGACAGAGCCGGUGUUGAAAGUGAAGGGCGCGGACGUAGAUAAGCUGGAAGGGUUGAGUACUGAGGGGGCGGGAAGAAGAGAGGCCGGCACGACUGGGGUAGAAAAGAGCAGUGAGAAGCGGCAUCAACCAGAGGGAAUGGGGGGAGGAAGGGCGGAAGAGACCACGGGAACGGAGAAGAGAGCUGAUACGCAAGCGGGCGUGGGGCUAGUAGCAGAAAGAAAAGAGGUGACAGCACCGGCGGGAGGGGAGCACCCCUUCUUGGAAGAGGACGCGGACGCGGACAAGGAGCGGAAGUCUGAAGCGGCAGGAGCUGCGGCGAGUCUGUCGCGACUCAACAGCUUGGUGCCGAGACAGGUGCAAGUGGCCAGCCGGAAGGUCGUCCCUAAGGACGAAGAGAGGGGCGACAAAGGGGCAGAAAAGGCCGAACCGAGUAGAAGUGAGAGAACGGCAACGGAGGUGGAGAAAGAUGGACCUACGAGCGUCGAUGUCAAAGCGGCACCCGGCGAGUUGAAGAAGGAAGAAACCGCACCGGAUGCAAAGAGCGCUGCGUCUGGUAGUCGACGAGUUGCUGCGGAAGCGAGGGCGGCGCCGGUUCCCCCGGUCGAGAAAGCCGCUGUUGAGGCGGACGUGCGAGCACCUGCGAAGGCGAAGCGGGCUGAGCUGUCGGACAGCACGUCCUCCUCGGACGUGUCGUCAUCCGACGUGUCGUCGGACGGGUCGGAGCUGGCGGAAGAGGACGUGGUGCAGCCCGCCAAGGGGGGGCGGAGCGCCAGGGCGAGGGGCAGAGAUGAGCCGGGGGCGGACCCCCCCAAUCCAGCGCGCAGCACGGUCUUGCAGGUGUCGCCCCCCACUCGGCGAGGGCCCAGCCCUCUGCGGCUGGGCCGAAGGGCGCCCUCGGAGGACCGCGACAGCCCUCCCCCGAGCAGAACGGAGUGGCGGGAGCGCGACAGACGGGACGACAGGGACCGGGACAGGGGGUACCGGAGUGAGAGGCGGCGCAGCCCGGGGCGGCGAUGGGGGGAGCGAGAGAGGGAACGGAGCAGAUACUAUGACGACAGGGGUCGCGGCAGGGACUACGAUCGCGACUACGAGCGGGAUCAGGACAGAAGAGGGGGGUACCGCAGGGGGGAGUCGCCCCCGUGGCGGGACCGGAGGGGCGGCAGCGAGCGGUUGGAGCAUGACAGGCGGCGGGACGGGCGAGACGACGACCGGCUCUCUGCGGGGGACCGGUCGCGGUCGCGCUCUCUCGGCAAGGAGGGGGCCUUGACCAGGCGGGACGGGCGGGGGAGCAGCCGCCAGCUGUCGCCGCUGCCCGAGGCAGGCUCCGGCAAAGACGCGGCCGUGCAGAAGAAGGAGGUGCCGCCCGCGGCGGAGAAGCCGCCCAGCGUUGAGAGCCGGGCCAAGGGGCCGCUCGCCAGGGUGCUGCCUGAGGUGGGGGGGCCGGGAAGUGCGCGGAGUACCCCCCCGGUGGAGAUGACCGCGUCGACGCCGCCCCACGUGGGGGGGUCCAGUUCCACGCCGGCCCCGGUGGUGAAGGCGGCCAGCGAGUCGAGCCGCAUGGCCGGUGCCAUGGCGCCGCCCCCGCCUCCGGCCGCGGCAGGCGGGGCGCUGGACGAGGCGCACCGCGUGUUUGGGAAGCGGAUGAAGGAGGCCAAGGACACCAAGCACGCCGCGGAUAAGCUCAAGGAGCAGGGGCAGGCCAUUGCUGCCAUGGUGUACCUGGAUGCGGCACUCAAGUUUCUGCUGGCGGCCUCCUCCAUCGAGGUGUUCGAUGCCAAGCAGGCCUCGUCCAUCUACCGAGAGACCGCGGCCUACCUCGAGGGCCUGUGCGUGGGUUCCUUCAGCUCCAACCAGGACCUGGCCGGCGAGGCGCUGGCGUGGCAGUGCAGCGCCGUGGCGCGCACGCGCGCUCUGCAGGCCGUCAAGGACCGCGCGCUCAAAGACCGGGCCGCGCUGCACGAAGGCCUCAUCCUGACGGCCCCCACCGGGGCACCUGGAGCCGGGCCCCGGCCCCCGUCAGCAGGGGCACCGGCCACUGCUCUGAACCCGGGGAAUGCACACCCAGGAGUGGUGGGCACGCCGCCGGGCACGAUUGCCGGGUCGCCGUCCUCAUCGUCCGCAUCGGAUGCGGACGCGGCCUCCCAGGCCGCUCUGUCGCUGGGGCCGCACCAGCGCGAGCCGCUGGGCCACAUGCUGCACAUCGUGCACGAGCACUUCAAGAUCACGGCCUGCUGGGCCCAGGCAGCCAACCUCGCGGGCCAGGCAGCCAAAACGCUGGGGUCCGACGCGCUUAGCGCGCUGAACGCGGUGGGGGAAAAUGGGGGGGUGGGAAGCUUGGAUAGCAUUGUCCAAGCAGUGCGCAUUGCCCUAGAUAAGUUUGGCGCUUAGAAUAGUAGCGUGGUGUAGGUCAGAAGUGUUUGUGAGCACUAGCGGCUCCGUCAAUUCAUCCAUCCCAGAUUUGGCUAGGGCGUCAGUGAGUCAUUUGUUUUGUGGAUUCAUUGAGUUGCAGUCUACUAAGCAUACGCCGCAUUACUUGUUAGACGGACUCAAAUCAAGCUUUGGCCUGCGGGCUACGCACAAUCCAGUGUAUUGGAGCAGCCGGGCGUGUUCCUCCGGCAAUAGGUCAAAGUGGCAGUCGAGAUUGGCUGGUGAGCCUGCUUGUCUGCCAAGCUACAUCAUCCGACCCUCCAAUUAGAGUCAAAUACUAAGCGAGUACUGGACAGGCUUCGAUUAGACUGAGUUUUGUAACUUGUGGACGUUCGGCGGCUGGCAAACGUUGAGGAAAACUGAAUUGUAGGCCCCAAACUGCCAGUGCUAUUGGAUGCUUCUUAGAGGGCCUAUGCUAGUUCCUAAUGCGUUCGGUGCAGG
This is a messenger RNA of Klebsormidium nitens, 6954 nucleotides long. Lineage: Eukaryota; Viridiplantae; Streptophyta; Klebsormidiophyceae; Klebsormidiales; Klebsormidiaceae. The record is from the annotation of a GenBank genome assembly.